AUGCUGCGCCAAGUGAAACCCAAGAAUGCCCGCUCCAAGCGGGCCCUCGAGAAGCGCGAGUCCAAGGUCAACGAGAACCCCAAGACGUGCCUCUUCCUCCGCGGCACGACCUGCUCGCAGGUCGUGCAGGACGCGAUGACGGACCUGCACACGAUGCGCCAGCCGCUCGCCAAAAAGUUCACAAAGAAGAACCCCAUCCACCCAUUCGACGACGCCUCGUCGCUCGAGUUCUUCUCCGAGAAGAACGACACCAGCCUGCUGUGCUUUGGCAGCUCGAGCAAGAAGCGUCCGCACGCGCUGACGUUGGUGCGCACAUUUGGCUACAAGGUCUUUGACAUGCUCGAGCUCAUCCUGGACCCGACCACGUUCCGGACGCUGGGCCAGUUCAAGACCAAGAAAUUCGCCGUGGGCCUGCGGCCGAUGCUGCUCUUUGCCGGCACCGCGUUCGAGAGCCCCGUCGACAACGAGUUCACCCUCGCCAAGAGCAUGUUUGUCGACUUUUUCAAGGGCGAGACGAGCGACAAGAUCGACGUCGAGGGCCUGCAGUACAUUGUCUCCCUCACCGCCGAGGAGACGACGGGCGAGGGCGACGCCAAGCCCAAGAUCCACCUGCGCACCUAUCUCAUCCGCACCAAGCGCAGCGGCCAGCGCCUCCCGCGCGUCGAGGUCGAGGAGAUGGGCCCCCGCAUGGACUUUGCCGUCGGCCGCAUUCAGGUCCCCGACGAGGCCACCCGCAAGCUCGCCAUGAAGAAGCCCCGCGGCCUCGAGGAGAGGACCAAGAAGAACGUCACGACCGACUCCAUGGGCGACAAGCUCGGCCGUGUGCAUCUCGGCCGCCAAGACCUGAGCCAGCUGCAGACGAGGAAGAUGAAGGGUCUCAAGCGGUCAAGGGACGUGCAGGCCGACGACAAUGCCGACGACGAUGGUGCGGUCGAGGAGGUCGUGGCCGAGGAGGUGACCAAGAAGAUCCGAAAGGCGUGA
Messenger RNA from Emericellopsis cladophorae, 981 nucleotides. RefSeq lists its product as uncharacterized. The record is from RefSeq and is a predicted model, not a curated record. Gene Ontology annotation, biological process: maturation of LSU-rRNA from tricistronic rRNA transcript (SSU-rRNA, 5.8S rRNA, LSU-rRNA); ribosomal large subunit assembly. Bases 1 to 981 code for a protein of 326 amino acids. Lineage: Eukaryota; Fungi; Ascomycota; Sordariomycetes; Hypocreales; Bionectriaceae. Gene Ontology annotation, molecular function: rRNA binding. Gene Ontology annotation, cellular component: nucleolus. The transcript is spliced from 2 exons.